AUGAAUGAGAUCAGCAGGAAUGCCCACCUCUUACCCAACAGUACAUUGUCUUCCAUCUUCACUCAAAAUGCUCACAAUGAAAUGGGAACCUCUUACGGGACAAUGGAUCUCCUUUUCAAAAGACAUGGGAGCCCCUUCAACUACAUCUGUGGAAAGUCAUACAAGCUAAUGGCUAUCAUUGGUGGGCUCACAUCUCAUAAUUCCAAGCAGAUGCCACAAAUCUUAAAUAUCUACAAGCUGCCACAGCUCAGUUAUAGCUCCUUUGACCCUUCCCUGAGUGAUAAAACACAGUUUCCUUCUGUCUAUCGGAUGAUCCCCAGUGAAACUCCUCAGUAUCUUGGGAUUGUGCAGCUACUUCAGCAUUUUGGAUGGACUUGGAUUGGGCUUAUUAUUUCAGAUGGUGACAGUGGAGAAGUGUUAUUGAGGACUCUCACUCCUUGGCUGCUCCGGAACAAUAUUUGUUUUGCUUUUAAAGAAAUACUGAAGGACCCCUGGGCAGUAAAAGAGCAAAAGAAGCAGCUUCACUCCUUCCUGAAAAACAUCCGCUUCAACAAUAGUGCUGGGGAAGAAAUAUUUUUUGAUAAAAAUGGAGAGUUGGCAGCUGGAUAUGAUAUCAUUAACACCAUCACAUUCUCCAAUCGGUCCAUCCACAAAAACCAUGUUGGAAGGAUUGACCCCCAGGCUCCCAAAGGAAAACAGUUCACCAUCCAUAGAAAUGCCAUUGUGUGGAAUCACAAGUUUAACCAGAUCCUUCCCCAAUCCACGUGUGUUGGGAGUUGCUAUCCUGGACACAGCAGAAUUGUGCGACAGGGGGAACAGAUCUGCUGUUAUGAUUGUCCUCAGUGCUCUGAAGGAAUGAUUUCAAAGCUGAUGGAUGCAGACCACUGCAACAAGUGCCCUGAGGAUCAGCAUCCAAACAAGAAACAGGAUCACUGCAUCCCUAAACAUAUCAUCUAUCUAUCGUACAGAGAGCCCUUAGGAAUAAUUCUGGCUUCAUUUGCUCUUUUUGUUUCUUUGAUUAUGCUUGUGGUAAUGUGGAUCUUCAUUCAACAUCAGAAUACUCCUAUUGUCAAAGCCAACAACUGGAGCAUCACAUGCACCCUCCUCAUUGCACUAUUGUUUUGCUUUCUGUGCUCCUUCUUAUUCAUUGGACAGCCUGGGAAGGUGACCUGCCUUCUCCGUCAAACAGUGUUUGGAAUCAUCUUCUCCCUCGCUGUUUCUUGUGUGUUGGCUAAAACCAUCACUGUGGUUCUGGCCUUCAUGGCCACCAAGCCAGGAAACAAGAUGAGGAAAUGGAUAGGGAAGAGACUGGCAGUCUCAGUCAUCAUCCUCUGUACUCUUAUUCAAACUGGCAUAUCUGUUUUCUGGCUGGCAACCUCUCCUCCCUUUCCAGAGUUUGACAAGUACUCCAAAAGGGAUCAGAUGAUUUUGCAAUGCAACGAAGGAUCAGUCCUCAUGUUUUAUACUGUCCUGGGCUACUUGGGGCUUCUGGCCAUCAUCAGCUUCACAGUGGCUUUCUUUGCCAGGAAGUUGCCUGAUACUUUUAAUGAAGCCAAACUCAUCACCUUCAGCAUGUUGGUCUUUUGCAGUGUUUGGUUAUCCUUUAUUCCAACCUAUUUGAGUACUAAAGGAAAAUACAUGGUGGCUGUGGAGAUCUUCUCCAUCUUGGCCUCCAGCACUGGGUUGCUGGCUUGCAUCUUCCUCCCUAAAUUCUACAUUAUUAUCCUGAGGCCUGAGCUGAACACUAGGGAUCAGCUUGUAAGGAAAAAGAAUUGUGGUACCUGA
Molecule: messenger RNA, 1785 nt
Organism: Rhineura floridana
Lineage: Eukaryota; Metazoa; Chordata; Lepidosauria; Squamata; Rhineuridae
Product: vomeronasal type-2 receptor 26-like
Exons: 5
Coding region: 1-1785 (594 amino acids)
Biological process (GO): G protein-coupled receptor signaling pathway
Cellular component (GO): membrane
Molecular function (GO): G protein-coupled receptor activity
Source: RefSeq, a predicted model, not a curated record